AUGGCUACCAUGAACGCCAUGUCAAGAAAGGGAAAGUGGACGAGCGAGGAGGAAGCUCUGACGGCAAGAAUAAUCCACUACUUCAGCCUCGGCGUGCUGCAGCUGCCGGACGGCACGACCCUGCGCGCCUACCUCGCGCAGAAGCUGGACUGCGACCCGAUGCGGAUAACCAAAAAAUUUACCGGCACCAAUUGCCUUGGGAAGCGGGUCUACCAUUCCUGCGAACGAACUACCGCGACAUACGAAGUCGCCAAGCAAGCAGUGGAGGAACUGGCAGAGCUGGAAGCGAGGUUUCAGGCCAGGCUAGAACGGAACAAGGAGAAGCGCACGGGAAUAUUGGGGAUAGAGCACACCAAAACAGGGUAA
Ectocarpus siliculosus is the source of this 366-nucleotide messenger RNA. The record is from the annotation of a GenBank genome assembly. NCBI's taxonomy places the organism in Eukaryota, Phaeophyceae, Ectocarpales, Ectocarpaceae.